AAUCAACCCACUCACCCAACUUCUCCUUCCUGAACUAGCCAUCUUCUCAUCACCACUCUCCACACACAACCAACAAUGAGCGGCUUCGAGCAGAACCGCGUCUACACCGUCCCCUUGCGGGACGUGCCCAUGGCACACGACUCGCCGUCCGAGACCGAGGCAGCAUUCUACACCUUCCUCUCGUCGUUCCGCAUUGGCAGCGAGUUCAUCUACCGUGAUCGCCUCAAGUCGGCGCUUCUGAUGCACCACCACACGCUCGAGGUUGACCUUGAGGAUCUCACGCGGUUCAACCCCGAGCUGGCACAGCGAUGCCAGAAGACGCCAGGCGACAUGAUGCCUCUGCUCGAGUCCGCCCUGCUGCGCGCAGCCCGUGCCAUCGUCAACCCCACAGGGAGGGGAGAGAACGCGGAGGACGCUGUUCACAACGUUCCCGAGAUGCAGGCCACGAUCAGGACAGGACAGAACAUGAUUCAAUUCCGCGAGCUCACCGCUGAGAAGCUCACGCAGCUUGUGCGUCUACCCGGUAUCGUGAUCAAUGCGUCCCAGCUCAGCUCUCGCGCCACAGAGCUGCACUUGCAGUGCAAAGCGUGCCGGUCGGUCAAGAGUGUCAAGGUUGGACAGAGCCUGGGAGCGGAGAAGACGGCACUUCCGCGGCGCUGCGAUGCGCCAGCGCCCCAGGACGGAAAGAAGGACUGCCCUCUCGACCCAUACGUUAUUCUUCACGACCGCUGCCGCUUCAUUGAUCAGCAGAUGAUCAAGCUGCAGGAGGCUCCCGACAUGGUUCCUGUGGGCGAACUGCCGCGCCAUAUGAUGCUCCAAGCCGAACGUUACUUGACGGCCCGUGUUGUGCCGGGUUCGCGGAUUAUUGCGACGGGGAUCUACUCGACGUUUGCCCCUCAGUCGAAAAACAAGAACAGCAGCGGCGCUCCCGCACUCCGCCAACCGUAUCUGCGCGUCCUAGGCAUCGAGCUCGACACCUCGCUCGCAUCCGCGCCCGGUUCUCGCGUGUUUACACCCGAGGAGGAGGAAGAGUUCCAGCAGAUGGCUCGGUCCGAAGCGCUGUAUGACCGCUUCGCAGCGAGCGUUGCGCCCUCCAUCUACGGGAACCUCGACAUCAAGAAGGCAGUCACCUGUCUGUUGAUGGGAGGAAGCAAGAAGAUUCUCCCCGAUGGUAUGCGCCUCCGUGGUGACAUCAACGUCUUGCUUCUCGGUGAUCCCGGUGUUGCCAAAUCGCAGCUACUCAAGUUCGUAGAGAAGGUGUCGCCCGUGGCUGUGUACACUUCCGGCAAGGGAUCGUCUGCGGCUGGUCUGACCGCUUCCGUGCAGCGUGACCCUGUGACUCGCGAGUUUUACCUCGAGGGCGGAGCCAUGGUGCUCGCAGACGGCGGUGUGGUGUGCAUUGACGAGUUUGACAAGAUGCGUGAUGAGGACCGAGUUGCUAUUCACGAGGCGAUGGAGCAGCAAACUAUCUCGAUCGCAAAGGCAGGUAUCACGACUAUUCUCAACUCGCGGACGUCCGUGCUAGCAGCCGCGAAUCCCGUGUUCGGCCGGUAUGACGACAUGAAGAGCCCUGGCGAGAACAUCGACUUCCAGACGACUAUCCUGUCGCGUUUCGACAUGAUCUUUAUUGUCAAGGACGAGCACAACGAGGGACGUGACAUGAAGAUUGCCAAGCACGUCAUGGACAUUCACAUGAACCGGCAGCAGGACACGGAAGCGCAGGGCGAGAUUGACAUUGACAAGAUGAAGCGAUACAUUGCGUACUGCAAGUCUCGUUGUGCCCCGCGGCUGUCACAGGAGGCAGCUGAGAUGCUGUCGUCGCACUUUGUGUCGUUGCGCAAGACGGUGCAACAGGUGGAGCGGGACAACGACGAGCGAUCGUCGGUGCCGCUGACAGUACGACAGCUGGAAGCGAUGGUGCGCAUCACGGAGUCGGUGGCGAAGAUCACGCUCUCUCCAAGUGCGGACGUGCACCAUGUGGAGGAGGCGAUCCGGCUGUUCAAGUUCUCGACAAUGGACGCGGUCGAAGCGGGACAAGUGGACGGAAUGACACGGACCGAGCUGCAGGAGGAGAUGGAGCGGAUCGAGCGUGAGCUUAAGCGGCGUCUGCCGAUCGGGUGGAGUGUGGCGUAUCAGACGCUUGUGCGCGAGUUUGUGACGCAGCAGGGAUACUCGCAACAUGCGCUCGAGCGAUGUCUGUUUGUGUUGGAGAAGCGCGAGGUGAUUCGUUUCUCCAACCAGAAGAAGAGUGUGAGCCGGGUGGGUGUUUAGGGAAGAGAGUGUGGUGGAGCAGCGCUGCUACGUGUAUUACUUGUGUACUAGAUGCAUCUUGAGAGAGAGG
Cutaneotrichosporon oleaginosum is the source of this 2341-nucleotide messenger RNA. RefSeq lists its product as uncharacterized. Gene Ontology annotation, cellular component: MCM complex; nucleus. Gene Ontology annotation, biological process: DNA replication initiation; DNA replication; double-strand break repair via break-induced replication. The record is from RefSeq and is a predicted model, not a curated record. NCBI's taxonomy places the organism in Eukaryota, Fungi, Basidiomycota, Tremellomycetes, Trichosporonales, Trichosporonaceae. Gene Ontology annotation, molecular function: 3'-5' DNA helicase activity; DNA replication origin binding; single-stranded DNA helicase activity.